This is a messenger RNA of Drosophila sechellia, 2894 nucleotides long. Its product is annotated as mucin-2. Gene Ontology annotation, molecular function: chitin binding. The transcript is spliced from 2 exons. Bases 234 to 2402 code for a protein of 722 amino acids. Gene Ontology annotation, cellular component: extracellular region; membrane. The record is from RefSeq and is a predicted model, not a curated record. NCBI's taxonomy places the organism in Eukaryota, Metazoa, Arthropoda, Insecta, Diptera, Drosophilidae.
AUUCAACCACGGUUACAUUGUUACUUUUGCUGACUGCACUUUGCAAAUUGGUCAAAAGUUAUCUGGAAAAUGUGUAACUUGUAACUCGGUAGCCAAGAACAUUUCCACCCUUUACGGGUCGGGUACUCCUAUAAAAAGAAGCUGCAGGUGGGUCAGUUGUCAGAGCACCGAAGCGAAAGCGGUAAAGUAGCCAACUGCAGUUAGUUAUCCUUUUGCGCCUCCCGAAAUAUACGAUGAAUCUGUCAAGCCUCUUUCUUUUGGCCCUCGUGGCAUCAGUCGCUAUUGGCGCUGGAUCUGCCCACAGAAUAAACAGGCCCGAACAGGAGCCCCCAAAGGAGUCGUGCCAGGUUACCACCACAAGCCCGCCGUGUGAGACGACCACUCCACCAUGUGCUAGGGAAACCACGACAACAACGUGUUCCCCUACUACCACAACAACCACAACGUGUUCCCCAACUACCACGACUACAACAACAACUACGACAACAACCACAACUACGACAACAACCACAACUACGACAACAACAACCACCACCACAACUACGACAACAACGACAUGUUCCCCAACAACAACAACUACCACCACAACAACAACAACGACGACGACAACGACAUGUUCCCCAACAACAACAACAAGUACCACAACAACAACAACAACGACGACGACCACUACGACAACCACGACGACAACAACAACCACGACGACGACAACAACAACCACCACCACGACGACAACAACAACCACCACCACGACAACGUGUACUCCAACGACGACAACAACCACUACGACCACCACGACAACAACAACGACGACGACAACAACUACUACUACGACAACCACGACGACAACAACCACAACAACAACAUCCUGCGAAACAACAACGACUGAGUCUCCAGAACAACCCCCCUGUGAGCCCAACGAGCCGUCAACUCCUACUCCAUCACCACCCUCUCCCUGUGAGCCCAACGAGCCGUCAACUCCCACUCCAGCCCCACCUUCACCAUGUGAGCCUAAUGAAACGACAACUCCGCCACCUUCACCUUGUGAGACGACCACCACUACGACAACAACCACAACAACCACGACCACCACGACAACAACUACAACCACUACGACCACCACGACAACAACUACGACGACUACCACCACAACGACAACGUGUACUCCAACGACGACAACAACCACUACGACCACCACGACAACAACAACGACUACAACCACCACAACAACAACGACGACGACGACAACAACUACUACUACGACAACCACGACGACAACAACCACAACAACAACAUCCUGCGAAACAACAACGACUGAGUCUCCAGAACAACCCCCCUGUGAACCCAACGAGCCGUCAACGCCCACUCCAUCACCACCCUCUCCCUGUGAGCCCAACGAGCUAUCAACUCCUACUCCAGCCCCACCUUCACCAUGUGAGCCUAAUGAAACGACAACUCCGCCACCAUCACCUUGUGAGACAACCACCACUACAACAACGACGACCACCACAACAACAACGACGACCACCACAACUACGACCACCACAACAACAACGACGACUACCACAACAACGACGACCAUCACAACUACGACCACCACAACAACAACGACGACCACCACUACAACAACGACGACAACCACCACAACAACAACACCCUGUGAAACAACAACGACGACAACCACCACAACAACAACACCCUGUGAAACAACAACGACUGAGGCUUCAGAACAACCCCCCUGUGAGCCCAACGAGCCGUCAACUCCCACUCCAUCUCCACCUUCUCCCUGUGAGCCCAACGAGACGACAACUCCGCCUCCUUCACCUUGUGAGACGACAACAACCACGACCACCACAACAACAACCACGACUACCACAACAACAACCACGACCACCACAACAACAACCACGACUACCACAACAACAACCACGACUACCACAACAACAACCACGACCACCACAACUACAACAUGUAUACCACCAACAACAACCACUAUUCCCCAACAGCCACCGUGCGAACCAACAACCACACCAACACCCCCUCCCUGUGCUCGCAAGACCACCACCACCCCACCUCCGUGCGAAGAGACAACGACACCUGCCUGCGACACUAAGAGUGAUCAGAGUGGUCUAGCUCAAUUGAUUCCCAAGCCAAUUAAGGAUCUCUUUGCUGAUUCGAGCACCAGCACCAAAGCGACCAUCCCGAUCGGAUCCAGUGGCAUGUGCGCUGGUCGCGCGGACGGAAGUAUAGUCCAGGACCCGAAUCAUUGCAGGAGGUACUAUGAAUGCCGCGCUGGACGUCGGCUGUUGCGCAAGUGCCGCGCCGGUCUGUGGUACGAUUCAGAGGCAGGAGAGUGCCUUCCACGUAGCCAGGUGUUGAACUGCCCGGCUCAACGUAACUGAAAUUUUUUAGCCGACUCGACGCAACUGGAAUGGUUUCAGAGAUUGUAUUGCAACUUUUAUCCGUAGCCAACAGUAACCUACUACUCAAUAGACAGCAUAUAAAUUUCACAGCAAAUGAUAUUUCGUCUUUAAAUUUUCAUUCAAAACCCCAAUUUAAAUAUUUUCAGUUCAGCUAAUCAGUAAAAAUUACACUUAUUCCAAAUCAUCUAAUGAAAUUAUUGAAACUGAAUAGUUCCAAACAAAAUCGAUGAAUUUCUUUAAGAACUUCCAUAAAUGUGGAUUGCUUUUCAAAAACUUAUAUGUAAAUCACACUUCAUUCUAUAAGGUGAUUUUGUGAUAACAUGUAACAAAUAGUUAAGAAACCGUCCUAUUCCUGAGAAAAAGUGUUCGGGUUAAAUAAUGUUGUCGUUUAACUGAAGUAGUUUAAUCGGCACAUGAAACAUUGUUAACGCUUGACUUGAUUAAAGGUCAUUGACUUUUCACUUCUGCCAA